AGCUGCAGCUCAAGUGGGGAUGCUCAGCUCCAUGGCUCAACUUUGGUGGCUUUGCUUUCUAGGCACCUCCUGGGCACAAAGUCCAGGCUUUGGAGUCUGGCACUUGGUGGAUGUUCUCUCUGUGAUUUGCCCAGGUGGUCCAGGCUAUGCCACCAUAACAAUGUCAAAGCCAACGACGGCGGAGUAUGAACCACACAUUCUGACCAUUUUCCGCACUGCAAAGAAUCCAGUGCAGCUAAAUUUCAUUGCUAGAGAUGCCAGAGGCAUCAUUGCUGAUCAAAGGCAGGGUGUGUCUUUGCAAGGCCAUGCACGCCGUGCGCGUCGAUUGGCGGAAGAGGUGCCAAGCGCUGUGCCAAACGCUGACUCCGCCAACCGCUCAACGGAUGGCCCCGCGGAUCACUCCACAGAGUUCUGCGAUGAGGACUGCCAGAGCCGACAGCUUUUUUCAAUGAGACGGCGCACAGCGAGCAGUGUGAGAAGACGAGGGACUGGGAUCAAGCCAGUGAACAUCAAUCCCAUGUCAUGGUUUACUCCUCGGAGAAGACGAGCCGCAGCAGCAGCAGCAGGUUAUGGUACAGCAGGGGCUGUAGCUGGUGCGACAGCUGGCGCUGCAGGUGCUUCUCGUCGGAGAGGCUCUUAUUCGCCUGCCCCUAGCCCCUAUGCGUCAGUGACAAGUCCAUAUGGCACCAGUUCAAGUUUUCAUCGACGCCGUUCAUACUCACAGGCAGGAUAUGGAGGUUCGUACCACAAUCCGUACACUUCCUACCUGGGUCCUUAUGGCUAUCCCAGCUCUAGCUAUGCAUCUCAGAUGUUUGGAGGCCACAUGCCGAUGGCCACUCCAUAUGGCUAUUCAGGAGCCAGUGCCUACUCAAGCAGUAGCGGUCUUCCCAUUGCACUAGCCGCCGGAGCUGGACUGCUGGCUGGCUAUGGUGGCAGCCACCUCUUACAUCACCACCACCACUGGUAUGGCUACAGCCAAGACGAUAUGUACAAUAUGCAAUGCACAUCUGGAACUUGGAGCGGGGCCUGCCGUUCCUGUGUUUCGAGCUACGGGGCCCAGAGAUGCAACGUGAUGGUCUCGCCCAACUUUGAUGCUGCUCGGGAUGAUCUCAUGUCCACAGGUUUUAUCCCAUCACAAGUCUCAUGGCCUUUGGUAAUCAAUGUGACCCAUAUCUCUGGAACAGACUUUGACCCAUCUACCAUAUGCCCGCCUCAAGAUGCUGCUCAGCAAGCUGCGUGGAAAGCGCCUCCAAUGAAGCAGGUCUUCUUCACACUUUCCGCGCUUCCUGGACGAAGUCCUGACAUGCUUGGCAAUAGCCAUGGCUACGGCUAUGGUCCAGGCAGCUAUGGCAGCUCCGGCUACAGCACAGGGUCUUCAGUUCUUUCCAACUUGUUGCUCUUAUGUUCCUGCCUCACCUGCUGCUACUUCCUCGAUCGAUGCCGCAAGGGCAUCGAGCACCCUCACCCCAUGGGCGUUUAUGACGGUCCACUUCCUGGCGCGCCAGGGAUGCCUGGUGCUCCCAACCCCUACUGGCACGGUCAGGAUGCUGGCCAUUGUCAUGGUCAUCAUGGAGAGGUUGUGCAGGGACAGGUCAUCAACGAUCCUCAUUGGAGGUGAACGUGGAUAUGAUUGGUGACCGUGAGAGUCAAUCCAUUUGUGCAAACUUUUUGAUCAGUGAGCCUACUCUUUGAUUCACGAUUUCUUACAAGAAGAGAUUCUACCUGCCCUCCAUGUAGCUCUAAAGUUGAUUUCUGAUUUGAUGGGAGCUUUGGAGUGAAGGCCUGCAGUGGGGGCACCUGGCUAAGGCGGCUAAGGAUGCUUGAUAAAUUAAGCUGACCAGCUUGAUGUCCAAAGCCGAAUCAGGGUGCUGGCCGAAGUGCCGGCAGUUUAAAAGGCAACUGCGACUCCAGUGCCACACCAAUCAUUCAACCAUGACAGACUCCGAUGUGAGCCUCACUGUAGGUGUGUGGCUGCAAUUCAGGCCC
Messenger RNA from Durusdinium trenchii, 1986 nucleotides. The record is from the annotation of a GenBank genome assembly. Lineage: Eukaryota; Dinophyceae; Suessiales; Symbiodiniaceae.